This is a messenger RNA of Cloeon dipterum, 1995 nucleotides long. RefSeq lists its product as uncharacterized. Bases 104 to 1939 code for a protein of 611 amino acids. NCBI's taxonomy places the organism in Eukaryota, Metazoa, Arthropoda, Insecta, Ephemeroptera, Baetidae. The transcript is spliced from 18 exons. Gene Ontology annotation, molecular function: odorant binding. The record is from RefSeq and is a predicted model, not a curated record.
UCAGGAUUCCCUUUUUGAUCCUGCAGGAAACUUGAUAAACAAGACUUCCUACGGAAUUUGGAUCACAAUUGGCAACUAUACCUAUCUCCUUGGAAACAAGCCGAUGACGUGGCUCUCCAGCUUUAAACAGUGCAGCGCUUUAGGAAUGGAAACUCUCAACAUUGAUAACGCGGCCGAGCAACUUGGGCUUACUAACAUGACAAAUGUUUACAAAGACAAAUGGAAGGCCAAUUUCAAUUACUGGACGUCCGGCAAGAUAAAUAAGGGCUCUCCGGAGCGUCAGUGGUCAUUUUGCGAGUCCACGGGACCCACAAUUUUCGCCCCUGGACUCAAGUGGGAAGCUGGCCAGCCCGACAACACCGGCGGGAGCGAAAGUUGUGUCCACUUUCGCUUUGUUCUUAACGACACAGGCACCACCAUGAGUGACAGGAAUUGUACUAACAAAUACAUUUUCGCCUGCAAGAUGCAGAUAGAAGCUCCAGCUCAGCCCUGCGUGGCUUCUUGUCCUAGUAAAAUCUGUCAGAGAAAUCCGGAUAAUUUUAUAAAGGAUGCCAGAGGAAAUUCCUAUUUAAUCGAUUACAUGAAUUACGGAUCUUGGUACGACGGUUGUGGCAGAAACAUUUUAGCUCACAACUCAACAAUGUUAAGCUGGGCAGCUGCCAGGGAUAAGUGCUGUGACAUUGGCUUGACCCUGGCAUCGAUGGAAACGGCUGGAAAACUCAGUUGCUUUUCCAAAAUCACCACUAAGUACGCCCCUUACUCGUUUGGUGACUUCUGGCUGUCGGGAACUGACCUAAAUUGUCCAUCCAACUUCCGGUGGUGCUCAUUGGGCCGAGAUUUCGUCGAUUCUGAGCUGAAGUGGAAGACUGGACACCCAAAGGCAGAUCUGGACUGCGUUUAUCUCGAAGUUAGGAACAGAUCCUUGCUGCUGGCCUCCGCGAACUGUGCCGAAAAUAAAACUUUCCUUUGCGAAGUGCGGAAGAAAGCCACCGCCCAGAGAGCCAUGCAGACCGAAUGUGCAGAAAUUUGGGACAUCACUAGCGAUCAAAUUGACUUGCUUAUGAACGUCAGCGCUUUCCUUUCCGCAGAUAUCUCGUUCAAUUUGAAAUGCUUCUUGAAAUGUGUUGGGAUCGAAAUAGGAAUAUUUGACAUCGGAGCAUUGAACAGCAUUGCGACAUUGCGCCAAAUAGAGUUUGUGUCGCAAGAGGAGCCUGAAAAACUGGAGCACGGAUUUGUUGCCUACGACACCUGCAGCGGAAGAAAGUUUGACGACGAGUGCGUGACAGCCUACGAAACUUACAAAUGCGGCCUGCAAGAAGCGCCUGAUUUGGUCUCGAACAUCAUUUCGAACAAUUUUGACAACAAUUCGAUACUGAGCAGCCCGACUCCAUGUGUUCCGCUGCGCCGAACUUGUUGGCUCUCGGAUCGGUAUCCCUGCAUAAUAAACCAAACAGCUAUUGAUAGGCUGAACUCUGAUCCAAACAAACGAGAUGACCAAGGCAAAUGGGUAACUUUGUCAAACAAUAGGACUUAUUAUUUCGGAAAUCCUGAUGGUCUUAGAUUGGUCAACCCGGUGAAUGUGUAUAAACACUGUUGCGAGCUCGGACUGAAAUUCUUUGAGCCUGAAACUGUUGAGGAAAUUGAAUUGUUCUUGCAAUUUUCGUAUGCUGACACGUUCGUGGGCGAAACUGUGUCGGUGAACCAGACGCACGAGGCUUGGUGUCACAGCCGCGUUGUAUUGCCCGACAGCUUAUUCGCAAACGCCUCGCAAGAAAUAGCGUCAAGGUACGCGUGCUUUGGGUCCAUCGUCGGAAUGAGUGCGAAUUAUAAAAGAAUCAAAGCUUACACAUAUUUGCAAGAAAACUUCGUGGAAUACUACUACAACAAUCAGUCUUCCCCCAUGACCUUUUUUGCUACAUUCGUUUGUGUGAAACCUUAGGGCAGUGGAUUUUCGGACGCUAUUUGCGUUUCGUGGUUUGUUUCAAAUGGGAAGGA